Molecule: messenger RNA, 1027 nt
Organism: Pelagomonas calceolata
Lineage: Eukaryota; Pelagophyceae; Pelagomonadales; Pelagomonadaceae
Source: the annotation of a GenBank genome assembly
CCGGUCACAUGUGUACGAGCUCUGCGAGGCGCAUACCAUGCCUAAGCCAGCAAAGCGAGCGCGCACGGAUGAUGCAGGCGCGUCCGGUCAUAUGCUAGCAUCCGCGGUGCUCUCAAGCGUGACCUGCCCCAUCAGCCAAGCCCUGGUCGUGGACCCGGUCAUGGCGGAAGAUGGAGCAAUCUACGAGCGAGAUCAGAUCACGAAGUGGCUGAGCUCUAACAAUCGCAGCCCCGUCACGAAUGCCGCCAUGGGCGCUCGGCUCGUCGCCGCCCAAAACACCCGCAGUCUGGUCGAGUCGCUGCUCGAGAGCGAAAGUGUUGACGACGACGCGGCGGCGGCGUGGCACGCGGCCUCGGCCCGCAAGAAGAUCACCGGCGCGCUGCCGGGCGGCAUCGACGCGGCUAAGGUGCACCUCGACCGCGCUGCGGCGCUGGAUUCCUCGACGGAAUGCGACGUGCUGCGGGAGGCGCUGGCGCUGCGCGAUCAGCACAAAGGCGUUUUGACGAAAGCGGCCGCCGCAGGGGUCACUCGCGAAGUCGAGUCGAUCUUAUCGGGCCGGACGCGCAGCCCGAUGACCGCAUGGCGCCCCGACCUUAAGGCCGGGGCAAUUAUCCGAUUAAUCGACGACAGAGACGAGCUCAAACGGCUCUUCGGGCGGCCUGCUCCGGGCAGCCAAAAAGCCAUUAACAUUGGCCCAUGGCCGGACUAUUUUAGGCCAGAAGGGCGGGAAGGCAGGGUCGUAGGUGUCUCGGAAAAAUAUCGUGCGUACAGAGUGUCCGGAAGAGGGAUGAACGGAAGAGAGAUGAAGAUGAUAUGGCCGUUCGACGCCUGUAUUCUGAUCGUAGAGAACAACUCGGGCAACCCGCCGGACUCGAGUGACGACUCGGACGAUUCCUCUUCGGACGACUCGGACAUCAUUGGCGGCCAGCGGUCGUUCUUCGACUUGAGCGGCACGGCCGACUCGGACGACUCCUCAUCGGACUCGGACGACUCUUCUGGAUAAGAAACUCUCACAAAAUUUUUUACA